Messenger RNA from Caenorhabditis briggsae, 585 nucleotides. The record is from RefSeq and is a predicted model, not a curated record. NCBI's taxonomy places the organism in Eukaryota, Metazoa, Nematoda, Chromadorea, Rhabditida, Rhabditidae. The coding region runs from base 1 to 585 and encodes 194 amino acids. The transcript has 5 exons.
AUGAUCGUAACUUCUCGGUUGUUAUGCGCGGUGAUAUUUCUCACCUUUGUAAUUGCCAGAUACGAAGACAAAUAUGAUAGGUCUAAAAUGCCAUGGGAUCUGAGACCUAUCGAUCGAUUCAUCGGAUUAUGGUCCUUGACGGGGUCGAAUGGACGUCAAAGAGACUUGCCACCUCCAUCACAAAUCGAUUACGCCAUCAAUCCCAUUCCGAAGUUUGGAGCCAGAGCUGUCAACAUUACCCACACCUACUUCGACAGGAACAGCGUCGUCCGUCAUGACUACGGAUUCAUGCCAGUAAAAAACGCAACUAGAAGAGAUCCACGUGUCCAUGUCGCCUAUUUGACCACUUCUUCACAAGGAUGGUCCAUGAUGGAGCAGGGACAGGUGAAAGAAGGAAAGAUGACGUUCCAUUUGAAACAAUUCAUGAGAAGAAGUUUCGAUGUUGGAAACAAUAACAAUUUGGAGAUCAGAGAAUUCGAGAGACAAUUGGAACUUCCCGAUUACAACACUAUGAUUAUGAAGAUCCGUGCUGAAACCGCCUACGACACCGAAUCCUAUACUGCUACUUACAAAAGAGUCUACUGA